Molecule: messenger RNA, 1419 nt
Organism: Colletotrichum karsti
Lineage: Eukaryota; Fungi; Ascomycota; Sordariomycetes; Glomerellales; Glomerellaceae
Product: mannan endo-1, 4-beta-mannosidase
Exons: 5
Coding region: 1-1419 (472 amino acids)
Biological process (GO): substituted mannan metabolic process
Molecular function (GO): carbohydrate binding; mannan endo-1,4-beta-mannosidase activity
Source: RefSeq, a predicted model, not a curated record
AUGGCGAGGUUCACGGCGGUUUCCCUCCGUGCCGCCCUUGCGUUUGCCGCUGGCGUGUAUUCGCAAUCAUGCAUUGGCAGUGAUGGGGCCAAGGUCUAUGAGGCCGAGAACGGUGUUCUCUCUGGAACGACCCUCGACACCGCCCAGGCUGGCUUCACUGGUACCGCAUACGUGACCGGAUUCGAGGACGACACUGACAAGCUCACCAUCAACAUCGACUGCACGGGUGAUGGCCAGAAGCUCUUCGAUUUGAGCAUCAGAUACGCCGGCAUCUACGGCGAGAAGCGCACCAAUGUUGUUCUCAACGGCGGCGCUGCCAGCGAGGUUCUUCUUGCUGCCGGUGAAACCUGGGCCAACGUAUCUGCGGGUCAAUUGCUGCUCAACGAAGGCAACAACACGAUCGACAUCGUGAAGAACUGGGGAUGGUACCUGAUCGACUCAGUCACUCUCACCCCCUCCGCCGCCCGCGGCCCUCACAAUAUCAACGAGGCUCUCGUCAACGCGAACGCCAAUGCCGACGCCAAGGCUCUCUACUCUUACCUCCGCUCCAUCUACGGCAAGAACAUCCUCUCAGGCCAACAGGAGCUGUCAUAUUCCAACUGGAUCAAUGAGCAGAUCGGCAAGCUUCCUGCGCUGGUCAGCGUCGACUUGAUGGAUUACUCUCCUAGUCGCGUGGAGCGCGGCACUGUCGGCACCGCGGUCGAGGAGGCCAUCACGCACCACAAGCGCGGCGGUAUCGUCUCUGUGCUCUGGCACUGGAAUGCACCCACCGGUCUGUACGACACCGAGGAGAACAAGUGGUGGAGCGGUUUCUACACGCGCGCCACCGACUUCGACGUCAACGCUGCUCUCGCCGACACCACCAACGCCAACUACACUCUCAUCAUUCGUGACAUUGAUGCCAUCGCCGUCGAGCUCAAGAAGCUUCAGGAUGCCGGCGUGCCGGUACUCUGGCGACCGUUGCAUGAGGCCGAAGGCGCCUGGUUCUGGUGGGGUGCCAAGGGCCCCGAGGCGUGCAAGAAGCUUUAUGCUCUGUUGUAUGACCGCCUCACGAACCACCAUGAGCUGAACAACCUGAUCUGGAUCUGGAACUCAAUUGCCGAGGCUUGGUACCCUGGUGAUGAGACCGUUGACAUUCUGAGCGCCGACGUCUAUGCUCAGGGCCACGGGCCAAUGACCACCCAAUACAACGACCUCAUUGCCCUCGGCGAAGACAAGAAACUCAUUGCCGCUACCGAGGUCGGCAGUGCGCCAUUCCCCGACUUGCUCCAGGCAUAUGAGGCUCACUGGCUCUACUUCUGCGUGUGGGGUGAUACUUUCAUCAACAACGCCGAGUGGAACAGUGUCGCGGAUCUGAAGACGAUCUAUGAAAGUGAGUACGUGCUCACUUUGGAUGAGAUUCAGGGGUGGCGCGGAUAA